GAGCGACACGGGCAGGCAUGACGAACUUGAGAUGACGGUAAAACUGCGAAGCCGUCGUAAAAGUUCAAAGUUCCAAGUUCCGAGAUUAUCUUGUCUCCAAAAAAUGGACUUUGGUAGCGGCAAAAAUCUCCGCCAAGACGACGCUAAGAAUUGUUUAAAGUCCGCAGACACGUCCGAGUCGCAAAGUGGUAGAGAGCGCGAGAGAGAUCAGUCGCAACAGUCAACCAAGCUCCUGCCUCAUAGCGUCGCCAUGGUGUUCACUCCUACCGCCCCUCUGGGUCGCGCUCUCCGUCGUCUCGCCCUCACCACCAAGCAAGCCGGCAAGGACUACUACAAGGGUACCGGCUCAGGCUCCAUGGGUCGUCACACCAAAUAUGGUGGCUACCGUAUCGACUGGUCAAAGGUCCGCACCUAUGUCGUCCCCGAUCUCAAAGACUUUGCUCUCAAGCCCUUCGUCGCCGAGAACAUCGACAAGCCCGACAAGUGGCAUGAGCUCUCCGGCACCGUGACUGGAAAGAAAUACCUCGAUGCAUGGAAGGAUCAGGGCGGCGACAUCUGAUCAAGUCUGCCAACAUCCUGUUCUCUUGUUUCACUCGGCCUUAUGAUACCCAUGGACUGCAUCUUCCUCGCCUCCCUUCUACAGACCUCUACAUUACAUUCUCCAUUGUACUUUUAUUCUAUCAAAAUUUGUCCCUUUCUUCGGACAUCAUACACAUCGUCUGUGUCUACCUAGCGACUUUGGCGUACAUCUCCCAGAGAGGGGUGCCGGCCUGAAAACCACUGUGCAUCACUGCAGCUAAUAUGACUCUCCACUUCUGAAGUGGAGCAGCACAAUUUCUACGCUCUCAUGACCUACCUCUGGUCCCAUAACUUUCACGUCCUGCACGAAUCUAUCUUGAAUAUCUCGUCAAGUCAUGGUG
Molecule: messenger RNA, 920 nt
Organism: Aureobasidium subglaciale EXF-2481
Lineage: Eukaryota; Fungi; Ascomycota; Dothideomycetes; Dothideales; Saccotheciaceae
Exons: 2
Coding region: 104-559 (151 amino acids)
Biological process (GO): translation
Cellular component (GO): mitochondrial large ribosomal subunit
Molecular function (GO): structural constituent of ribosome
Source: RefSeq, a predicted model, not a curated record